Molecule: messenger RNA, 561 nt
Organism: Fonsecaea multimorphosa CBS 102226
Lineage: Eukaryota; Fungi; Ascomycota; Eurotiomycetes; Chaetothyriales; Herpotrichiellaceae
Exons: 2
Coding region: 1-561 (186 amino acids)
Source: RefSeq, a predicted model, not a curated record
AUGGCACAAGACCUGACAAACAAGUCGGUCGCCUCGACGUCUCCAAAGCCGCCGAAGAUUUCGCAUAUCCUCGAGACAUGUCUGAUGGUCAAGGACGUCGGCGCUGCAACCGAAUUCUACAGGAAUCUGCUUGACGUUGAGCCGUUCAUGAACACGCCACGAAUGUCCGGCUUCGCCCUAUCCCAGACGACACUGCUCCUGUUCCAACUCGGAGCCACUGCCUCGGACAGCCCCAUGCCGGACAACCGGGGCACGAUUCCCGGCCACGGGCCCUCGCAGAACAUCCUCAACUUGCUCCUCGCCGCACCAGAGGCCGCCGCUGGUGGUCAAUCACAUCCAUCCUCGCGACGGGUGGAUAUCCCGGGCCGUCUGAACCAACACUUCUGCCUCGCGGUGGCCUCGCCGGACGACGUCCAGGCCUGGGAGAAGUGGUUCGAGGACAAGCACGUGGAGAUCCUCGGAAGAGUCGAUUGGCCCCGGGGCGGGAAGAGCGUGUACUUUGGCGAUCUGGACGGCAACGUCGGGGAGAUUGCCAGUCGGGGCAUCUGGGAGCAUUAUUGA